AUGUACGUAUCUACCGCAUCUAUCUAUUCUCUUCGCAUCACUUACAUACACGCAUGAUUGUGCAUUCCUCUCUACAUACUCUCCCGUGUUGUUUGCUGUCUGCUGUAGGGUUGUUUUGAAGUGAUUGCAACUUGGGGGAUUGUAAAAGUAUGAGUAUGAGUGGAACUUCGAUGGGUGGAAGAACUGCUAUGAGGGCCUUUGACUUUGGAAAAACGCAUGUUGUCAAGCCAAAAGGCAAACACCAGGCCACUAUUGUCUGGCUGCAUGGCCUUGGAGAUAAUGGUUCUAGCUGGUCUCAACUCUUGGAAACACUUCCACUUCCCAAUAUUAAGUGGAUCUGCCCAACGGCUCCGACUAGACCGGUUACUUUAUUUGGUGGCUUUCCUUCAACUGCUUGGUGUGAUGUGACUGAGCUUUCUGAAAACGCCAAGGAUGAUUUGGAAGGAUUGGAUGCUUCAGCAGCACAUGUUGCAAGUUUGUUGUCUACUGAACCUGCUAAUAUUAAACUUGGCAUUGGGGGCUUUAGUAUGGGUGCAGGAACCUCCCUAUACUCUGCAACUUGUUAUACUCAAGGAAAAUUUGGGAACGGGAACCCAUACACUAUCGAUUUAAGUGCAGUUGUUGGACUCAGUGGCUGGCUUCCUUGUUCAAAGAACCUAAGUAACAAGGUAGAAGGUGAUGAAGCUGCUAGACGUGCUGCAUCCUUGCCCAUCUUGCUCUGUCAUGGUAAAGCUGAUGAGGUAGUUCGGUUCAGAUUUGGCGAGAUGUCUUCGCAGCAAUUAAGAUCAUGCGGCUUUCAGAAUUGCACAUUUAAAGCCUAUUCAGCACUUGGCCACUAUACAAUCCCUGAAGAGAUGGAUGAUCUUUGCGCUUGGUUAACCUCAAAAUUAGGACUUGAGGGCUAGGUAACUAGGCAAUGGACUUUCAACUUGUUUUUGAAACCACCUAUUCGAAUAUUAGCAGGAAGAUCUAGGAGUGCAAUUGUGCAAAUCCAGUUUUCAUCUUUAUGUUCCAUCUAUGCUGUGUUUACUGUGAUAAUGUGAUACAUAAAUAACUAUAUUUUUAAUUGGUUCUCUUCCAACUAUGAACAAUUCAUAUUGAAUGUA
Molecule: messenger RNA, 1106 nt
Organism: Daucus carota subsp. sativus
Lineage: Eukaryota; Viridiplantae; Streptophyta; Magnoliopsida; Apiales; Apiaceae
Exons: 10
Coding region: 150-905 (251 amino acids)
Molecular function (GO): hydrolase activity
Source: RefSeq, a predicted model, not a curated record